Molecule: messenger RNA, 1978 nt
Organism: Jatropha curcas
Lineage: Eukaryota; Viridiplantae; Streptophyta; Magnoliopsida; Malpighiales; Euphorbiaceae
Biological process (GO): positive regulation of ERAD pathway
Molecular function (GO): ubiquitin protein ligase activity
Source: RefSeq, a predicted model, not a curated record
AGAAAGAAAAAAUGAGAUUAGUUGAAUGGUCUGUGUCAUAUAAGCUCAUGUUUCCUUCUCCACAGACGUAAGACCUCCAUAGACAGAUAGAAGCAGAGCUGUAACCAAAAUGAGAGAAUAGAAAAGGUAAUACUCCGACAGGCACCCCUUCGUAGAUAAUUUACAAAAGCAAGGGUUGUAAAAGAGACGCGUAGCCGACAGCUUUGACAGCGACAUAAAAGUAACCAAAACCCAUCGACGAAGAAAACCAAAGGAAAGGAGAGAAAAAGCUGAAAUGCAAAUGCUAUAACACUAAUAAGAACAACCUCAAUUCCUUCUGUGUUUUUCUCGUUUUCCUUUACAAGAUUCAACAAUGGAGGGUUGUUCUGUUGCCAAUUCCUCUUCUUCUUCGGCUUCUUUGGGUUCGGUACGCGGUGGUGGCAGCAGCACUAGCGGCGGCGGCGGUAAUGAUGAUAAUUCAAGAAGAUAUGGGAUUAAUAUAGCUGCAUCCAAUUUGAUACAUGCUCCAUUGACGACACUUUUGGAAUACUCUGGUAUUCUAGGAGGAGGUGGUAGAGGAGGAAGCUUCGCAGCCGUUUCUUCUCAAGAACGGGAACCGUUGAUUCUUCCUUCUCCUCCUCCGUCUGCUGCACGGUCGAGCAAUGGUGGUCACCAAGUUACAAUUAGGAUAAUUGGUGCUUCGGAAUCUAAUACUGCAGCUUCUGUUGAGGCUUUACCUUCGUCGGAUGAUCAACAACCUGGUGGUGGAGCUAUCAUUUCUGAAACCCUAGUUGAUGAUGGCAUCGCGGACGACCCUUCUUCUUCUUCUUCCUCUUCUUCUUCUCCCUCGUCUUCUUCUUCAUCAUCGUCGUCGUCUUCUUCCUCUGCUCCUGCUUCUUCAUCUUCUUCUUCUUCUUACCAGAGAUAUGAUAUUCAGAAUUUCGCUAGGUGGAUUGAGCAAAUUCUUCCAUUCUCUUUACUGCUGUUUCUUGUUUUCAUUCGCCAACAUUUGCAAGGAUUUUGUGUUGCAUUGUGGAUUGCUGCAGUAUUGUUCAAAUCAAAUGAUAUUCUGCGGAAGCAGACAGCACUGAAGGGGGAGAGAAAGAAGUCUGUUCUUGUAGCCAUAACUGUUGGGUUUAUGCUUCAUGUGAUGUCAAUUUAUUGGUGGUAUAGAAACGAUGAUCUUCUAUACCCAUUGGUAUUACUGCCUCCGAGCACAAUUCCUCCUUUCUGGCAUGCACUGUUUAUCAUUGUGGUGAAUGAUGCUAUGGUGCGGCAGUUAGCAAUGGCCUUCAAAUGUAUACUUUUGAUGUAUUACAAGAAUAGCAAAGGGCACAACUACCGUAAGCAGGGUCAAAUUCUAACUCUUGUUGAGUACUUUUUGUUGCUCUACCGUGCCUUGUUGCCAGCACCUGUCUGGUAUAGGUUUUUCUUAAACAAAGAAUAUGGAAGCUUUUUCUCUUCAUUAAUUACGGGAUUGUAUUUAACCUUCAAGUUUACAUCAGUGUUGGGGAAGGUUCAGUUGUUCUUUACUGCAUUGAGGGCUUUAUCACGUAAAGAAAUGCACUAUGGUUUUUAUGCCACAGCUGAACAAGUCAAUGCGGCAGGGGAUCUCUGUGCCAUUUGCCAGGAAAAGAUGCAUGCACCCAUUUCACUGCGCUGUAAGCACAUAUUCUGUGAAGAUUGUGUAUCAGAAUGGUUUGACCGAGAAAGGACAUGCCCAUUGUGCAGGGCAUUGGUUAAACCAGCAGAUAUCAGAUCAUACAGUGAUGGUUCAACCAGUUUGUUUUUCCAGUUAUUCUAAAGAGCUGCUGGUCGCCAUGAACACAGCCAUUGUACUUCCAAAUGAAAAGUCAUUUUGCUUUCCAGGUGGUUCACAUUUUCUUACCCUCAUGUGUAGAUUCAUAUGAUAUCUGUAACCAGACUGACAGUUGAGUCAAUAUAGAGGUGGAAAUAUAUGCCUAAUUGCCUAUAUAAAAUAGUAUUAUUUGUCGCCCCA